UGCGGACCUUUGCCAUGACUUCAUACCGUAGUGGUGCGCGCCAUCUAUUGUCAACCCUAACAACUACUUGUUUGUUUACAAAAUCUAGGAAGGGAUCUGUAGACAGCGCUUGGUAUAUCUUUAAUCAUCGGCUUCGUCAUGGCUCCUGAGAAGACAGACCCUGAGGGUGACACGGCAGUUAAUACCAGUAAUGUGUCAGAAGACAGUGUAGCUGCUACAGAAGGAGAACAUGACCCUUAUUUUGAGCCAGUAGUUACUCUUCCUGAAGUUCAUAUAAAAACUAAUGAAGAAGAAGAGGAGGAGAUGAUAAAGCUGAGAUGCAAACUUUUCCGUUAUCACACUGUUGAGUCUCCAGCAGAAUGGAAGGAGCGAGGGACUGGGGAUGUAAAGAUUUUGAAGAAUGGUAGCAAGAAAACGGUACGUUUGUUGAUGCGGCAAGAUAAGACUCUCAAGAUCCGUGCAAACCAUUACAUCACACCUUACAUGGAACUCAAGCCAAAUUGUGGCAGUGAUCGAGCAUGGGUGUGGUCUGUUGUAGCCGAUUUUGCAGAUGAGGAACCAAAGCAAGAGCUCUUUGCCAUCAGAUUUGCUAAUUCAGAGAAUGCUCGACUCUUCAAGGAGGUAUUUAAUGAAGCUCGAGGUAUUGUGACUGUGGCAGAAGUUAAAACAAAAGAAGAGGAGGAAAACAAAAGGGAUGAUACAAAAGAAAAAACAGACAGCAGGACUGACGAUCAGGCAGAUGACAAGGCAGCAGUAGAUGUUUCCAAACAAAUGGAGAAAAUGACUGUAAAUGCUGAUCAGACAAAGGAAUAAAAGAAGACUAGUAUGUGUUUAUUAGAAAAGUUAUCAUCCUGAUAUCUUUUUAAUUCUGCAGAGCUUUGCUUGUCUCAUUAACAUUCUCAAUUUUUUUUUACUGCAUUACUGUAUUGUAGAUACCAUCAUUCCAUAUUUUAUUUAGGUAGAUAGUUGUUUACAGAUGAUCAUUAUUGAAUUGUCUCAGUUUUUGUCAAAAUGAUGUGCCUUGUGGAGGUCUUCAUUGGUGAAUGUUACCCUAGAAUGAGCUGUGAUCAGUAUGCAUGGUGAAUUACUUCAAUGUGUGUGAUAAAGAUGUAAUUAUGAUAGUCAACAUGUAGUGAAGUACAUACCUUGGUGAAUGCUUACCUUUAAUUAAAUUAAAAUUAGUUGUGUUUUCUUGGGGAUUUCUGUUGACAGCCUCAAAUAUGUUCUUGAAUAUAAGAAAUAGAAACUUGAAAUUUAUCAACAACAAGGUGAUAUGAUACUGUAAUAUCAUAGUUAUAUUUAUGAAUUUGUUUGUGUAUGUAUUAUAUUAUUUUUUUCAGCUAUAUUGCUAGUAGAGUUAUGUGAGCUAGUUGUAAUAGACCUUAACUUUUAAUCUUAAACGUGCUUACAUCCAAUUUUGCUUUAUAAUAAGUUUUAAAUAAUAAGAUUUUUUCAUUUGAAAAUUCUUUAGUUGUAUUUGAUUAGUAGAAUUUUGUGUUCAAACAGACGAUCUUCUGGUCUUAAUUUAGAUAUCACUCGGCCUUGACUUAUUCAGUUGUAUUCAAGAUACAUGUAGCUUUAAUCUCAGUAGUUAUAAAUAGUUUACCCUUCGACUUAAGACAAAGAUUUGAUGAAGGGAAGUUUUUUUUUUAUUUUCCAUUGUUUAAUAAGCUUUCCUCUAAUAUGGGUAUGUUGUAAUUUGGAAUGUUUCUGUUCUCAUAGUUUAGAUUUCUUUAAGAUCUUAGAACCAUGGUUGACAGAGUUGGUACAGUAUUUUUGUUGAGCAAAUUUUUAGUUUUGUUGAAACAGGGGUGUUAAUAUUUUUGUCAGUACUAUGGCCUGAAAUGAAGAGUGAAUAUUUCUCACUCAGAUAAGUAACAGUAAUACAGCAAUUCCUGACAGCAAAUCAGAUGCAAGCCACUAUUGUUGUCAUACUUUACUUUUUCUUUCAUUGCUAAGAAGUUCUAUGUAGUUCACUUAGUUUAAUGUGAUUCCACUAUUUAAUGUUUAGUGUGGCAAUCAUUUAUUUCAAGGAAUGUAGGAAUCAGAGCUGGUAUCAUCCAGGUACUCUCUUUAUUGCCUGCACACAGUUUCCCAUAAUAUUUGCUUACAGCUCUUACAUUUAUUGUUUACCUUUUGCAUUGAUAAAAUAUACACAUUUAUAUGUAGAGGGUAUAUUGGCUAUUUCAUGAAAUUAGUUCAUAGUUGGUGAUAGUAAUAGAGAAAUCGGACAUCCAAAUCUAGGUGGAUACACAUGCUAUAAGUAAUUCUAGACAUUUAUGUUUCUUAAUAUACAGAUAUGCAUAUAAACAUUAUAUUCAAUGUGUAACAUUAAGAAAGUUGUUUGAGCUAGCUUUAAGAAGCAAUCUACAUUGUUUGGAGACAAUUGCUUGUAAGCUUACAAGAAAAUAGUGUUAAUCUCUCUUCUCCAUCAGUUUAGAAUGUGAAAAUGCAAGUACUUUGAAAAGCUACCAUUUGGUAAGCAACAAAUGGUGGAUGAUGUUUAUUAUUACUUUUUUCUCUAUGAAAAAUACCAAUUUGGGCUUUUGUUUAGUCAUCAGUAGAAUUAUAAUAACUAGUGGUUAGUAUUCCGAAAAAAAUGUGUAAAUGCAUAUGAUAAUUCAGUAAUGCCACUCAUGUGAACUGAGACUUAUUACUCACCUGUUUACUGUACACCAGAUAGAGAGUGAAUGUCUUAUUAUUAUGAUGUACGUAUAGAGUGAGUUUGCGUUUGUUUAAUGUAUCCCUGUGUUGUGCAAACGAUAUGGCCUAAAUACAGCAGCUUAUUUUGUAAAUACAGGUGAUGCUUCUGUCUGGUUGUUUGAUAUGUGGAUAAUGGGAGUGGAAGUUUUUUCAACAAAGUUUAUAGUAGUCAAUUAAAUUUAAUAAUCAACAAAAUGUACAAUGUAAAGACUGUAAUAUCUUAAGGUUAUGAAUUGGGUGUUGGUUAUUUUACCUGUAGUUUUCAAAUAAACUACAUUUUUUACAGGGAACUCUUCCAAUCACAGUGCCUGGGUAGUCUCAUUAUGAAUCAUGCUCAGAAUUGUCUUGUGUCAUAAUCAUUAUAAUACAGAUUAAGUAAUCAAACUGGCACAAGCUGGCACACAGCAGCCAGUUGGGCACCAGUAUUACUGCUCACUAACACUUAAGAAAUUAAUUUGAGUUCAGAAUGUUUCCUUCGUAUUGUCUUGAAGGAGUUUAUGACUACCACAAAUUGCAUCUUAUGUGACUAACCUCAUGGUGUGUUUUAUACAAGAUCCUCACAUAGACUUUAUCUUCAUAUAGAAAUUGGUACUAAACAAUGAAAGAUAAUUGCAUGUUGCUUUGAAGCUGUGAUUGGGUUUGGUGCUUACAAAAGACCAACCCCACUUAGGGGCAUAGAGUAACCUGCUAUUAAACAAAAACAAAUUAA
Messenger RNA from Homarus americanus (American lobster), 3412 nucleotides. RefSeq names its product ran-specific GTPase-activating protein-like. Gene Ontology annotation, molecular function: GTPase activator activity. The record is from RefSeq and is a predicted model, not a curated record. Gene Ontology annotation, biological process: nucleocytoplasmic transport. Bases 139 to 813 code for a protein of 224 amino acids. The transcript is spliced from 5 exons. Gene Ontology annotation, cellular component: nuclear pore; cytoplasm. Lineage: Eukaryota; Metazoa; Arthropoda; Malacostraca; Decapoda; Nephropidae.